Molecule: messenger RNA, 1011 nt
Organism: Rotaria sp. Silwood1
Lineage: Eukaryota; Metazoa; Rotifera; Eurotatoria; Philodinida; Philodinidae
Source: the annotation of a GenBank genome assembly
AUGUCAUCCUCUCUUUCUGCUCCAUCAUUCGAUGAGAUUCGUGCAGCUCAAUCUCGUCUACGUGAUAUUGCUAUUUGCAGUCCACUUCUUAAACUUGACUAUCAAAUUCCUGGAGUGGAAAUUUAUUUGAAAUGCGAACAAUUUCAACUCACAUCAUCAUUUAAAAUACGUGGUGCUGCCAACAUUGUCAAGAUUCUAUCAAUGAAACAGAAAGAAAAUGGAAUUGUUACAGCUUCAUCUGGUAAUAUGGCACAAGGUCUUAGUUGGAUAGCCAGAGAGGAAAAUGUCAAAUGUCGAAUAUUGGUACCUGACACGACCAAUGAAGUAAAACUAAAAGCAAUUGAACGACUUAGUGGCGAGAUUACUAAAUGUACUUUUGAUGAGUGGUUUCAAGUAAUUUUAAGUGGUCAAUGUCCAAUGUUAGAUGGAUAUUUUAUUCAUCCGGUACGCGACCGACAUGUUAUGGCUGGACAUGGAACAAUUGCAUUAGAAAUAUUAGAUCAAUUACCUGACUGUGAUGCCAUACUUGUUCCAUACGGUGGUGGUGGCUUGAUUACUGGCAUUGUAUCUGCAGUUAAACAUUUAAAACAAUCUAUCGAUGUAUUUGCUUGUGAAAUCGAAACUGCGGCACCUCUCUCUGCCGCUUUGAAUGCUGGUGAAAUCGUCAAAAUUCCAAUCAAAAAUUCAUGGGUGGAUGCUAUUGGUCAUGCAAGUAUCAUGAAAGAAAUGUGGCCAUUGGUCAAAGAUUGUAUUGAUGGUUCAAUUGUUGUUACAUUGAAAGAAACAGCUGAUGCAUUGAAAUUAUUAAUAGAAAGAAAUCAUAUGAUAUGUGAAGGAGCAAGUGCAACUGCACUGGCCGCCGCAUUAUGGCACUAUCCAAAUUUAUUACAACAUGGUAAAGCUGGCCUGAGAAGAAAACCAGGGAACGAACCUAUAAAAGUGGUAGUCAUACUAUCCGGUGCAGGCAUCGGUACUGAAACAAUUAUUAAGUGUUUAAACGAAACUUUAUAA